This is a messenger RNA of Scedosporium apiospermum, 1140 nucleotides long. RefSeq lists its product as uncharacterized. The transcript has 3 exons. Gene Ontology annotation, molecular function: metallopeptidase activity. NCBI's taxonomy places the organism in Eukaryota, Fungi, Ascomycota, Sordariomycetes, Microascales, Microascaceae. The record is from RefSeq and is a predicted model, not a curated record. Bases 1 to 1140 code for a protein of 379 amino acids.
AUGGCUAGACACUCCUUUCUCCUGGGCCUGAUCACAGGCCUCCUGGCCAUCCUAUCGUACACAACCGCAGAAGAUGUAAAAAUCACAGAUAUCUUCACGGUUCAGGACGGAUCGCGUGAUGGCGGCUGCGAUGGUCGCAUGGCGGAGCUGGACCAAUGGCUCAGCGAGAGCUCCUUUAGUGUCACCACAGCUCUGGAGAACCUGGAAAAAUAUGACCAACUGCUUAGUGUCCGAAGGGCCAUGUUGAUUUUCUUUGGUAUCCCAAGCCGAAACAAACUCGAACCAGAAAGCGGUGACUCGAAUCAAGAGGAUGGUCCCAGGCGUGCAGCUUUCAACGCUGUCAAACGUUACCUUGAAUAUGUAGAGGACUUUUUGAACCACAAGCAAGAGAGCAGCGGAAAGGUCCUCUAUGGCAAGGACAACUUCCAUCUCCAUUGCCACAGCACUUUCCUGAGUCUACAUCAACCAACCGACCCAGCACUUGACUUCCAGGCCAAUGAGAUGCAGGACCAAGACGGCAUCACAAUCUUAGUCCAAGACGUACCAGUCUACCAGGAGAAACUUGCCGAAGACCCAGAUAACCGAGUAUUUUGGUCUGGCGAGCUCACAAAGCAGAAUGGCUACUACUUCACAGAGUCCGGUGCCAAUAUGUGCGACGAUAGCGACCACCUCGGCGGCACCGCGGAUCUCCAAAUACUUGAACCAGGUGCAAACGGCCAGGCUCAAAGGGGUGACCCCAAAAUCAACGUCAUUCUUUGCCCGUCCAGUUUCGACAACACCGAGAAGGCAGCCAGUUACAGGGAAGCAAACAACGGUUUGACCGAUGGCGUAGACUUGGCCGAAGCUGUUCCUAGGAGCGCGACUUUGCUUCACGAGAUCUUUCACGCCCUCAACGGAGGAAUAUUUCUGGACGGGAACUCAGAGAAAUAUGCCCUUACUGAGUGCAUUGAUCUUGCUAAGAAAAACCCAGCAAAAGCACGAUUAAACCCUGAGAACUACGUCUUCUUCAUCACCCAUAUGUAUCAUUUGUUUGGCGAAGACGAGGGUGAGGAUCCGAUUUCCAUACCAACGAACUGGGAUUUCCGUGUUGCCACGAUUUCAGGUGUCCAAGGUCUGAGGGCAUUCCGGAGUGGAAAUUAA